AUGUCGGUUAAUUUGUCAUCAAUGUCCACAGAGGAUCCCUUCGAUGGUGGUACACAGGAAAACGCACCACGCAGUGCUCCUAUAGGCAAGAGCAGCUCGUUGAAGGAUAGUUUUCAAGCUGGAGUCACUCGGAAUGUCCUCGCCAAUGCUGGCAAUUCUGUGUUGAGUGGCGCUCGCGGUGUUGGCAACUACGUCGCUCACAAUCCUAUGCGUUUGAAGAUUUUUUCGUUUGUGGGCUCCCUGGCGGUAUUAACAAUCUCGAUAGUGUCGUUCCUCAAUGUAUUCAAUGUGGCAUCACCAGCUCUAUAUGUUAUGAACGCGUAUAUGAUGAUAUUCGCCUUUGUGCUCGCUGUGGCAGAGUCUAACGCUUCGUGGCCGGGAGUGGAAAAGCUGCAGAAUGUUAUUUACGAGCAAUUUGGAUUUUUGAAGAACAACUUGGGCCGUGGAAUCUUCCUGAUUUUCAUGGGCACGCUAUGGAUCUCGUCAUGGACUUUCUGGCUUGGAUUCGUCGGCCUGUAUCUCUGCUGUGUCGGGAUCGGGUACAUAGUGAUUCACUUCUUACACCACACUACCGAGGAAAGCUCACAGCAUACGCCUUCAGUGCCGACCUCACAACAGUGUAGUGGUAAUGGGCAGUGUGUGAGAGCUGCAGUAUCGGCCGAGAACACCGAGCAUGAUAUUUCGGAAGCAUCAUUCACUUGCCGAUGCUAUGACGGGUUUUUUGGUGUUAACUGUGAGGAGUUGGACGAGCAAGCAGCCAAGCUUGCUGGCGAGAGUGAUGGGUAUCGAGUUGUGCGUCGGACGACGAUUAUCCACCAUCGGUCCCCUUAUAUCUCGCACGGGUACGGGCCCGCGAUAGUCCCCAUGCCGAUGGUCAUUCCAGCGCCGGUCGCCCCGGCACCAGUUAUAAUCAGCGACCCCUAUCCGUCUAGCACGGUGGUCUACAGCAAUGGGGGCAUCUCAUUCUUCCCGAUACUCAUAAUGUCCCUCAUCGCUGUAGCCGUCGUCAUCGCGAUCACCGUCUGCUGUUGUGCAGCAGCUAAUUCACAGUCAACAUCAAGCCAGUCUGUGGUAUAUUCGAACUCCAACGGCUACCAGCGUCCUUUUUUGGCGGACGAAGGGACUACUGUUACCGUGAUCGAGGAAACGUAUGAUGAUGGUAAGGGGCCUCAGACACGACAACAGCAGUCCAACGUCGCCUAUCCGACGCAAGUAACUGCACCAACUGGGCAGGUCAUUUACCAACAGCCCGCAGCUUCUGGAGGAUACCAGCCGAGUCGCUAUGUUGUGAACCCGACUGGAGGACCUACAAUGUACCAGAAUGGACUACACCCACAAACUCAGGCGGCUCCGAUGACUCAGCAAGCUCCUCCCGCAUAUCCCCAGCCGACAGCUCCGCCUGCUUAUAAUCCGGAACUGGUCAGGCAGUGA
Messenger RNA from Perkinsus marinus ATCC 50983, 1431 nucleotides. RefSeq lists its product as hypothetical. Bases 1 to 1431 code for a protein of 476 amino acids. Lineage: Eukaryota; Perkinsozoa; Perkinsida; Perkinsidae. The transcript is spliced from 17 exons. The record is from RefSeq and is a predicted model, not a curated record.